AAAGACGUAGCCUUGCGACCCUUCAGGAGAGAAGUAAUUGUUGUCUGUAGACUAAUUAAAAUACACACAUAAACACCAUGUCUUACAAUCGCAUUGCGGUCUACGGCCACCGAGGCUGGGCUAGCUCGGCCAUUUUCAAUGCUCUCGUAGCCUCAGGUGCACCAAUCAAGUUGAUACACCGUCCAGGCUCCGACGUUUCCAGUGUACCAUCGAGCGUUUCCAUGGUCGAACUGGAUAUCGAGAAGCAACAGCAAGAGCUCAUUGCUGCUCUACAGGACAUUGACAUCGUCAUCUCCCUGGUCGGUCUUGAAGGCAUAUUGAAACAGCAUGCUUUCGUUAAGGCCAUCCCGAGCACCAAUGUCAAACUCUUCGUCCCUUCGGACCUUGGCGUUCGAGCGGACGAUGAGCAAGGGCUCCGUGUUCCUAUGAAGAAGACCAAGGACGAAGUUGAAGAAGCAGCUAAGAAGGCGGACAUUUCCACGACCAUGGUCCAAGUUGGUUGUUUUGCCGAGUCGGCCUUUUCAAUCGGGAUAUUGGGAAUCGACUAUCCAGGUAAUCGAAUGGUGUUUACCGGUGAUAGCGCCAACCAAUUUGUGAAUAUAUGCACAAGAGACUAUGUUGCCGCAGCCUACGCCUCGAUCUUCGCUAGUACGCCUCCGGCUAAGCUGGCGGGUCGGGUUAUCGGUAUUUCAGAACUGAAGGCCACAGGGAGUGAAAUAGCUGCUGCUUUGAAGAAAAAAUACGGAGCGGAACCGCAGAUAUUCAGGCACAGUCUAGAGAAAGUCAACGACGAGGUCGAGACCUGCAUCAAGAACGGAAUCCCGCUGUCGUUGGCGUGGUGGGUUCGCAAAAUGUGGGGUAGUGGAACCCUGGUGGGAUUAGUUGGCAAUGAAGUAUGGGAGGUUGAAGGCUAUAAGAAAGUCAGUCUUGAAGAGUUGCUUGUUGGUGGCAAGCUAGCACCCUACCGCAAUAUGCCUCCGCAGAUUGUCCAAGCUUUCAACGAUACGAUCCAGUAGCUAUAACUGCGGGACAACAAGAACAAGAAAAAGAAAGCCCAUUGAGAAUCCUGUACAAUAGGUACUUUACUUCAACCCACACAGCGACUAAAUCAGAGAUACUUCAGUAAGUAAUGCUUCGUGCUUUGAACAUA
Annulohypoxylon truncatum is the source of this 1150-nucleotide messenger RNA. RefSeq names its product NmrA-like family protein. The coding region runs from base 78 to 1016 and encodes 312 amino acids. The transcript has 4 exons. The record is from RefSeq and is a predicted model, not a curated record. Lineage: Eukaryota; Fungi; Ascomycota; Sordariomycetes; Xylariales; Hypoxylaceae.